Messenger RNA from Closterium sp. NIES-65, 327 nucleotides. The record is from the annotation of a GenBank genome assembly. Lineage: Eukaryota; Viridiplantae; Streptophyta; Zygnematophyceae; Desmidiales; Closteriaceae.
AUGGUGGAGGUGUUGGUUGAGGCAGUGGAGGGGAUGGGGGUGGUGGAGGGAGUGGUGGCGGGGGUGGCGGCGGCGGUGGCAGCAGUGGCGGCGGAGGAGGCGGCGGUGGUGGCGGAGGGAGCGGAGGCGGCGGAGGUGGCGGAGGCGGCGGAGGUGGUGGAGGCAGCAGAGGUGGCAGCGGCGGCAGCGGUGGAGCUGGUCGCGACUCUGCGCAGAGGAGUGGGUCCGGUGGCUGCUACUCUAGGUGCUGGUGAGGCUGCUGCUCUAGGUGCUAGUGCAUCUGCUGCCCCACGUGCUAGUGCGUCUGCUGCCCCAGGUGCUGGAUAG